AUGAUUUCUGAAAGAGUUACUGUGUUAUUCAAAUCAGAAGAGUCACUUAAUGAAUGUGUAUUGCAGGAAGAAUCAUCUUUGAAAUUAACAGAAUGUAUUGAACCAUAUCUUAUUCAAAGAAGAUUCGAAUUAUCCCUAAAAGACAUUACAGAUACUUCACCGAUGAGAUUUACUUGGAAAAAUAAUACUAACUCAUUGUAUGUGAUUGGUCCUCGUCUAAACAAUGGUGCAAAUCUCUACAUUGGUGGUGAUAAGCAACCUUUGGAUUCUAUUGACAAACAAGAUAGCAUAAUUACUCCUACAUAUAGACUCUAUCAUCAAGGAGAAGAUGUGAAGAUAUUGUUCAAUUCGUUUAUCGAGAGACUUGGUUUAGAUAUUAACUUAGAUGAUCUAAUAGAUUGGGAUUGGACAAAUAAACAAUAUGAUAUAGUUCAUGUCAAUUCAACUUUACAGAUUAAUGAAUACACCAUAGUUCCCCCAAAUUCUGCUGUUCCCGCAAUUUCAAAGGAUAGUUCAACGACAGGUCUUACAAUUGAUAAAUUGGAAGUAGGAUUAUUUUACGUAGAUUUAAUUGAAGAAGAAAAUAUAAAUCUUUCUGGGUUAAGAUGUUUGUGGGAAGAAGAAGGAACAGGAAGCAAAACAUCUAAAAUUGAAAAAUGUAUAAAGACAUCAUUAUUAUACAAAUCAGCAUUUGCACCAGUGAAAACAAGCGUAUCCAAUAGUAUCAAUGUAUCUUUAGAAGAACCAAUUGGUUUACAUCCAAAAUUGUUAGUAGACCUUUCGAAUGUAUCACACCAAUCCAAAUAUGAACGUUGCGAAUAUUAUCUAUUUUCACAAUUACCUUUGGAACUGUUUGUGGAUAAAUUUCAGUCAGAACCUGUCUUUGUAUUUGGUGAACACAACUUAGAGUCCCCAGAUUAUAAACUAGCUGACAAUUCUUGGGGUUCAGAAACACUUUUCAGUUUGAAUCGAGAUGAGAUUAACGAAAUAACUUUACAUUCUAGGUAUAUAUCUCCAGAGGAAGGAAAACCUGGUUUGAGAAAAGUCAGUUUUACACCUGAAAUUAUAAUGGCAUGUGAUACUGGAUCAGAUUCAAUUGAUACAAACCCUUUUUAUUCUAAAGGACUUGGUUACGAAUCUUACUUCACAAGAGACACCGUCUUUUAUCCAUUAAAAUCUGAACAUUUGGAAGUUCCAAUACCUUAUCCGAGUUUCGCCAAUUACAAAUACGUUGAAUUAUUCACUUCAUCAGUUAUGGUUGCAUCUAUAAUAUAUUUGCUAUAUAAACUUUUUGGCCCAGUGACAUCCCAUACGAAAUCAAAACCUGUGGAUGAUAAAAAGAAAACCAAUUAA
Molecule: messenger RNA, 1353 nt
Organism: Maudiozyma saulgeensis
Lineage: Eukaryota; Fungi; Ascomycota; Saccharomycetes; Saccharomycetales; Saccharomycetaceae
Source: the annotation of a GenBank genome assembly